Messenger RNA from Hibiscus syriacus, 1846 nucleotides. Its product is annotated as regulation of nuclear pre-mRNA domain-containing protein 1A-like. Bases 124 to 1836 code for a protein of 570 amino acids. The record is from RefSeq and is a predicted model, not a curated record. Gene Ontology annotation, cellular component: RNA polymerase II, holoenzyme. Gene Ontology annotation, molecular function: RNA polymerase II complex binding. Gene Ontology annotation, biological process: mRNA 3'-end processing. The transcript has 8 exons. Lineage: Eukaryota; Viridiplantae; Streptophyta; Magnoliopsida; Malvales; Malvaceae.
UGAAUUGAAUAAAUAAGGGCUUCUUUAUUCACAAUAUUUUCAGGGUUUUUCUUUUUCUAAAAGUACCUACUUUUCUACUCUUCCAAGUAAUCUCAGGCUAUGUAAAGCUCAUUAAGCAGCAAGAUGAGCAAUGAAGCUUUUGAUGGGCAGAUACUGACUGAGAAACUGACAAAACUAAACAAUUCGCAACAAAGCAUUGAAUCAUUGUCUCGUUGGUGUAUUACUCACCGGAAGAAGGCAAAACAGAUUGUUGAAACAUGGGACAAAUUGUUUAACUCUUCCCAGAAAGAACAACGCGUUUCUUUUCUGUAUUUAGCUAAUGACAUUUUGCAAAAUAGUAGGCGAAAGGGAAGUGAGUUUGUAAAUGAAUUCUGGAAAGUUCUUCCUGCUGCUCUCAAACAUGUGUACGAAGAGGGUGAAGAGUAUGGAAAGAAAGCUGUAACCAGACUGGUUGACAUAUGGGAAGAAAGAAAAGUUUUUGGUUCUCGAGGACAGAAUCUUAAAGAUGAAAUGUUUGGGAAGAAUCCUCCUGCUGCUGCUGUGAACAAUGGAAAAGGCUCAAAUCCUAUCAAGAUAGUUAAGAGGGAUGCUCAUGCAGUAAGAAUUAAAUUGGCUGUUGGAGGUCUUCCCGAAAAGAUACUAACUGCAUACCAAUCUGUGCUCGAGGACAAUCCAAAUGACGAUACUGUUUUAAACAAGUGUAAUGCUGCUGUACAAAAUUUGAGUAAACUUGGGGAAAACGUUGAAAGUAGUUUAGCUCAAGGGAAUAAGAAUGGAUCCGCCUUGCUAGAUGAGCUAGAGCAGCAAGAAAACGCUCUCCAACAAUGUGUUGAACAACUUGAAAACAUUGAAACAAGCAGGGCUGCUUUGAUUUUUCAACUUAAAGAAGCACUUCAGGAACAAGAAUCAAAGCUGGAGGAUAUUCGUAGUCAGCUGCAGGUUGCUCGUGGUCAGAUUGAUCAAGGAAACAAUUUAAGGAACAAGCUGAGUUUACCCCCCUUGCGUGGCCAUGUAACUACUACUUCUAUUCCUGCAGUUGAGGCUGUAGCUGUGGGUGAACAGAACCUUCCUUUUGCUCAGCCAUCCGGCACUCUAUCUCAGCCUCAUCUUCAGCAACCUUUGACUUCCGUUGUGCCUUCAAAAAUGAUUGAAGAAGAUAACAAGAAAGCAGCAGCUGCUGCUGUUGCUGCUAAGCUUGCUGCGUCAACAUCUUCUGCUCAGAUGCUUACCUCUGUACUUUCGUCACUUGUUGCAGAAGAAGCUGCCUCUAUGAAUGGUAGCUUAAAUUCCGGUGGGUUUGCAUCAGCAUUAUCAAUGUUUCCUCCUGAAAAGCGUCCCAAACUUGAAAAAACAAUGCCUGUAUCAGAUGCAAGCAAUUCAGACAUCCCCAGCACUACGUAUUUUAACCCUCUGCAGCAGCAGGCCAUGAACAACAUGCCACUUGCACUGUCGACUGGUAUGCAACCGGUGUCUCAAGGCAACCAAAUUCAAGCUCCCUUUGCUUCUGCUCCACCUCCCUCGCUCUCUCCUGCAAAUCCAUCAGCUAGUCAAUAUAUGCAGUCAACUGGUAUGAUGAUAGGGGUUAUGCCUUAUGGAUAUGGAGCAAACACGCUGCCACCACCACCUCCUCUUCCCCCACAUAUAGCAAUGAAUUUAGCUAGGUCUACUUCUCAGCCGCCACAGUCUCAGCCUCCACAUCCGCCACAGUCUCAGCCUCAGCAACAGCCACAAUCUCAGCCUCAGCAGCAACCAACCACUGGAGGAUUUUACCGGCCACCAGGUAUUGGGUUUUAUGGGCAAAACCCUCAGUCAACGCCACCCGUACCUCGGCAGUAAGCUUCACCCA